UUUAAAAGCUCCUCGCACGGGGGCCUGCAGCAGACUUACUUUUGUUGGGACAGAAACAAAGAGCGACAGAUCGAGGCUGUGAGCGGAUGCUGGAGAGGAACUUGCAGACACAGUUUUCCUAACUUCUGUUUCUGUGUGCGGAACUUGAAACAGAGCGAUCGAGAUGCGUGGCCUGUUUUCUACCAUUUUUCUGCUCCUAGUGGCCUUGAUGAUUGUCACUACAGAGGCUGGAAAAAACAAGAAAGACAAAGGUAAAGGAUUGAAAGGGGCCGCAGAUUGCACAGAUUGGCGUUUUGGGAACUGCGUGGCUAAUAAUGGCGAUUGUGGAAUUGGUACGAGGGAGGGGACUUGCAAUGAGGAGAUCAAGAAGCUAAAGUGUAAAGUUCCCUGCAACUGGAAGAAGGAAUUUGGGGCUGACUGCAAAUACAAGUUUGGGACUUGGGGUGAGUGUGACACUGUUUCAGGCAUGAAGAGUCGCUCUGGCACCCUAUUGAAGGCUCUCUAUCAUGCUGAGUGUCAGCCUACCAUUAUGGUCAAUAAACCCUGCUCAACCAAGAACAAAUCCAAGUCCAAAGGAAAGAAAGGAAAGGGAAAAGGAAACUAGAAAAAGGAGACACCCAGCUUUGGAAGUCUGAAGACCAACCCUCCAAACCCCAGCCUUUCAAUUUUCUAGUUCUCUGACUCUCUCUCUUUUCUCUGUUGAUAUGUCGUACACUAGACACCUCCAUGCUGUAUUACAGUUUUAGAGCACAGGAAUGUGGCUACUGUGAUAUGAUUGGCAUAUUGUAUGACAUCCCUGUUCCACAAGGGAAAAUGAAAUGCUGAUGUUUGGAGAAAAACAAUCCUUUGGCUUUUUUGUAGAAGACAGAAAUAUUACACUCUCUGUCAAGAUCUCAUAGUUCACAUUUGACACAAGAACUGAUUACACACACACACACACACACAGCGUGAAAGAGAGGCCAACCUGUGUAAUUAAUGAUUUGUCAUAUAAAUACUUUUUUUAAUUAAAAUUGGGUGAUGAUGCCGUAGAGUUACCUGAAUAGUUAAGUGUAUGACUAGACUUUUUUCAAAGUUUUACUGCUUUAAACCAUCAGUAUUCCUCAGUAGGAUCAGUAGGAUCAGUAUUACUUAAAGUACAUGAUAUUGUGAAAGUUCUUGAAGUGUAACUCAAAUUAAAAUGGAAUGCACUACCAUCAGUGUGCCAGCUGA
Molecule: messenger RNA, 1209 nt
Organism: Hemibagrus wyckioides
Lineage: Eukaryota; Metazoa; Chordata; Actinopteri; Siluriformes; Bagridae
Gene: mdka
Product: midkine a
Exons: 5
Coding region: 164-604 (146 amino acids)
Molecular function (GO): growth factor activity
Source: RefSeq, a predicted model, not a curated record